AUGAGUUAUCUAGCAUGGAAUUGUCAGGGGCUUGGGUCGGACCUGACAAUUCGGUCUCUUCGGGAGACAAUAAAAGGAAAGCGACCCUCUAUUGUGUUUCUCAUGGAAACGAAGCAGAAACAGAAUAGGUUAACAAGGUUGGCAAGGGAUGUGGGGUUUGAUCAUGAGGGUUCAAGUGGAGGUUACCAUUUGUCAAGGUUGGCAAGGGAUGUGGGGUUUGAUCAUGAGGUUUACGCGGACCCAGUUGGAACAUCUGGGGGUUUAUGCUUGUGGUGGGAUGACAGGGUUCAAGUGGAGGUUACCAUUUGCUCAAAAUAUCUGAUUGACUCUUGGGUGACUGAGCAAGGGUCGGGUGUAAGAUUCAGAGCUUCGUGGGUCUAUGGUUCACCUUACCGGGAUGAGAAGGAGGCUUGUUGGGGCUGGUUGGAUUCAGUUUUGGGGUCUGUGGUUUUUCCUUGGUUAUGCAUUGGUGAUUUCAAUGAUAUGCUUUGGGAUUUUGAGAAGAGAGGUGGAAGAAGGUUGGACAACAACAGGAGAAGAUAUCUACAGGAAUUUUUAGAUAAAAAAGAGCUUGUGGACCUGGGGUAUCAGGGCUCGUCUUUCACUUGGAGAGGGACUAGGGCUGACGGAGUGGUUGUGCAGGAAAGACUUGAUCGUGGGCUGAUAAACGUGCCUUGGCAGGAAACUUGGCCAAACUCCCAUGCCAUCCAUUUACCUGCUGUGGGCUCAGAUCAUUGUCCUGUUUUAAUUCUGACUGAGAUAAAUGUCAGGAGGGGUUUGAAGCCGUUCAAAUUUGAGGCGUUCUGGGCAUCUGAUCCUGAAUGCAGAGAGGUAGUUGAUAGGAGUUGGGGGCUGUGCUCUCCUGCUGCCUCUUGCUUCUCCUGGGACACUAAGUUGGGAACGUGUAGAACUGAAUUGAAACAGUGGAGUGAUGGGAAAUUUAAAAACAAUCGAAUAAUGGCCACUGCUCUCCUCUCUGAUUUAGACAGUCUCCAACGAGACUGGGAGGAAAAUACUGUGAAGAUCAAGGAAGUGGAGAGAAGCCUUAACCAGGUUUGGAGGUGCGAAGAGCUGUAUUGGAAGCAAAGGGCAAAAAUCCAGUGGCUAAAACAUGGUGAUGCAAAUACUGCUUUUUUCCAUAACUGCACAAUUCAAAAAAGGCGAAGGAAUUAUCUGGGAAGAAUAAGGAAUCUUGCUGGAGAUUGGGAAAUGGGUGAGGAUCACGUGCGGAGUAUAAUCGAAGAUUAUUUUAAAAACUUAUUCACGUCUGAAGGGCCAAGAGAUUGGGGGGAUAUUCUUGCUUUCGUUCCUGUAGUUAUCUCGGACAACAUCAAUGCUUCUCUUUUGGCCCCGAUCUCAGAUGAGGAAAUUCGAAUUACUGUCUUCCAAAUGGGGGCCUUGAAAUCGCCAGGACCUGAUGGUUUCUCUGGAAUUUUUUACCAAAAGUACUGGAGCAUUGUGGGAAAUGAUGUUUGCAGGUUGGUCAAAAACUUUUUCUCCAAUACCAUGUCUAUGGAAACGUUAAACAGAACUGAGAUUGCCUUGAUUCCUAAGGUUCCCCACCCGGAAUGGGUCACACAGUUCCGUCCUAUCUCCCUCUGUAACUAUUCCUACAAGAUUAUUUCAAAGAUUUUAGCAAACAGACUGCAGCCUUUCCUGGAUAAAAUCAUCUCGCCUCAACAAUGUGCCUUCAUUCCAGGAAGACAGAUCCAAGAUAAUGUCUUGGUGGCUCAUGAAGCUUUCCACUCUUUAAAGAUUAGGAAGAAAACAAAAAUUUUUGAGAUGGGGUUAAAGCUGGACAUGAGUAAGGCUUACGAUCGGAUCGAGUGGGAUUUUGUGCAGGCGGUGCUGUUAAAGAUGGGCUUUGCUAGACAAUGGGUAAGAUGGGUCCUGAGGUGCUUAUCUUCUGUUGAAUUUGCUGUUAUUGUCAAUGGAAAAGUGGGAAGCUAUUUCAAACCGACUAGAGGGCUCAGACAAGGGGAUCCGUUAUCUCCAUACUUGUUUCUUAUCGUUAGUGAUGUGCUCUCUUCCAUGAUCAAUCAAGCCGUUACCCAUGGUUUCAUCCAAGGAAUGAAAUUUGGUAGAGGUGGCCCGGUUCUCUCACACCUCUUUUUUGCUGACGACUCACUUAUGUUUCUCAAAGCAACUGAGAAUAAUUGUCGAGUGAUUGUGAGAAUCUUGGAUGCUUACUGCACGGCCUCGGGUCAGCUUGUAAAUUUUGAGAAAUCAAAUAUGUUCUUCAGCCCAAAUACGCCUUUAGAGGUGAAGGAUAGGUUGAGGGCUAUUCUUAAUGUCACCAUCUCUGAGGAUCCGGGCAAGUAUCUUGGGCUUCCAACUAUAUGGGGCCGUUCGAAAAAGAUGGCGUUGGCUUUCGUAAAGGAUAAAAUUCUGGGAAAAAUACAGGGUUGGAAGCAUGGUUUACUCUCUCAAGCUGGAAGGGAGGUCUUGAUUAAGUCUGUUGCCCAGGCCGUCCCGUCUUACCCUAUGUCUGUUUUCCUCUUCCCGAAUGGUUUCUGUCAGGAGAUUGACAGUAUUUUGGCAAAUUUCUGGUGGGGUCAAUCUCAGCAAUCAAAUAAAAUUCAUUGGAUCAGUUGGAAGGACCUUGGCAUGCCUAAGAAUGAAGGGGGAAUGGGCUUCCGCAACCUGAAGGAUUUUAAUGUUGCCUUGUUGGCAAAACAAGGGUGGAGGAUGGUGACGGAGCCUCAGGCCUUUUGGGCACAGUUGCUAAAAAGUAAAUAUUUCCCGAAUUGCGAUUUUCUCCGGGCCGGGAAGGGGGCUAAAUCAUCCUGGGCUUGGUCUAGCUUGCUGGUAGGAAGGAAUAUAAUCAUGAAUGGUGCUAGGUGGCAGGUUCUUGAUGGUAGCCGUGUUCAUCUUUGGACUGAUAAGUGGAUCCCUGGGUGUACUGAGCAUGCUCUGCAACCUAGCCAUCUUAGCCAGGUGGAUUUGGAGGCCAAGGUUGAGACUAUUAUUGACUGCCAUUCUCGUGAAUGGAACUUGGAGGCUAUUGGUGGUAUGUUUUCACCAAAUGCUGCAAAAAUUAUCAAAGCCAUGCCUUUGGGUGAUGGCUGGGAGAAGGACAGGCUCAUCUGGCCUCUAAACCAGACGGGUAGUUACACUGUCAAAUCUGGCUAUAACAUGAUUCACAUGGCUCACCUUGAUACUUCGGUCAGGCCAUCCAGCUCAAGAAUUUUAGACAAGGCUCUGUGGAAGCUGAUUUGGGGCUCUCAGAUGGUCCCAAAGUUAAUGAAUUUUUGGUGGAGAUUAGUCAGGGGCUGCCUGCCAACAAGGGAUGCUUUGUUCAGGAGACACCUUGGCACCUCCCCGUUAUGCCCUAUCUGUGGGGAGUUUCCGGAAUCUGUUGAGCAUCUUUUUCUCCUCUGUAAUUGGGUCCGGCCUGUAUGGUUUGGGGGUCCUUUGAACUACAGGAUAAACAGGCAGAGCAUCACUUCUAUGAGUGAUUGGUUGAUGCAGAUUUUGAAGUUUUCGCAGGGCUUGGGAUAUGAUCGGAAGUGGCUAAUUUCCCAAAUUUUUUACAGUUGUUGGAGUAUCUGGAAAAGCCGUUGCUCUGCUAUUUUUGAUGAUAUUAGUGUGUGCCCUCGCAAUACUUUGCUGGUGGCAAAAAAGUUGAUGAAUGAUUUCAAUCUUGUGGGGUGUCCUCAUGGGGAUGCGAUUUUGGAGGAGGAUAUUGAUGAUGGCCAUAGGGUGGUUAGAUGGUCCCCCCCUCCCACUUCUGUUUACAAAAUAAAUAUUGAUGCUUCUUGGGUUAGUUGUACUCUGCAAGCUGGUCUGGGAGUUGUUGUGAGAAAUUCGGCUGGCAUCUUUAUGGGUGGUUGCUGCGGUCCUCGACUUGCUUCUUCGGCAAUUGAGGCUGAAGCCCAUGCUGCCUUAAAGGGGGUCAAGCUGGCUGUUGAAAGGGGGUUUCCAAAUGUGGUCUUCGAAUCUGACUCAAAGGAGCUCGUUCAAUCAGUUAAAGGAAAUAUUUUGAAAGGGAGGUGGAUGAUUUAUCCUAUCCUGUCAGCUAUUCGACGUCAUUGUAGCAGUUUUAUAUCUUGUUCUUGGCAUUGGGUCCCUCGAGGGGCAAACCGAGCAGCGGAUGCUGCAGCUCAGCGAGCUAGAAGGAGGAUGUGCGAUGAAGUUUGGGCUUCCAGCCCCCCAUCCUCUCUGCUUUGGGAAAACAUUGAAAAUGCAGAGAAGAGGACCCAGAUGGUCGGGCUCGAUGAUGUGCUAAAACGGAAGAGUGAUGCAGCAGAUUACGAAGCUGAGUCUAGUGAUAGGACAGCUGCUACUGGAUAUACUGAAGCAGUUACCAGCCCCCUCCAGACUCCUGUGUCAAGCAAGGUGGGAAAGGCAAACAAAACAUCAAGGCUGACAAAGUGUAGCAGAUCUGGACCCCAGACUCCGGCUUCCAAUGUGGGUUCUCCUUCUGGGGCUAAUCUUACUCCAGCCGGACCUUGUCGUUUUGACAGCUCCCUAGGUCUCUUAACAAAAAAGUUUAUCAAUCUGAUCAAACAUGCGGAAGAUGGUAUUCUGGAUCUCAAUAAUGCUGCUGAUACUUUAGAGGUGCAAAAGAGGCGGAUUUAUGAUAUAACAAAUGUUCUUGAAGGAAUUGGUCUCAUAGAAAAGAAGCUCAAAAAUAGAAUUCAGUGGAAGGGACUUGAUGUCUCGAGGACAGGAGACGUGGACGAAAAUUAUCCUAGUUUACAGGCACAAGUUGAAAACCUAUCUGAUGAGGAGCGCAGAUUGGAUCAGCAAAUAAGAGAGAUGCGGGAAAGUUUGAGGGACCUGAGCAAAGAUGAAAGCAAUGAGAAAUGGCUUUUUGUCACUGAAGAAGAUAUCAAGGGAUUACAUUCAGGGACCAAAAUACCAAAACUGAUACUGCUGCAUUUUCUUGCUGUUCAUCGGAUUUUUCGUCACUCUGAUCCCACUGCUUCCCAGGACAUCAUGAGUGGGAUGAUGAAGAUUGUUCCCUCAGAUGUUGAUAGUGAUGCAGAUUACUGGGUUUUAUCAGAUGCUGAUAUUAGUAAGACGUGGAGAACAGAACCAGGGGUUGUAUGGAAUGAGUUGGGUGCAAUUGAUGAAGAUUAUGCCAUGGUUAAUGUCAGCAAACCACGGCCACAAACUCCGCCAUCUAGUUCAACUCAAGUACCGGCUACUGCCAACCGUCCUAUGACUUGAAACCUAAAAACGAUUCUUACUGAAUCUAAUUGCAGAAGUGGACUCUUUUUUUCUGAGAACCUAUGAUGUCCAACCAUCUCAUGUAUUUGUUUCACUGGCGGAGGUUGGGUUGAAGGUUCCGGUAAGUGUUCCCGGAAGAUCCAUGUGAGGAACCAAAGAUGGAGGUAGCUGUUGUUGUACAUUAAUGUAAUAUACAUAUCCAUGAGACGGUGGCAAAUAAUUAAGAGGAUACAAUUGUUAGUACAUCAUGUAUAUUGUUAGAAUUAGCAGGCUUUUCUUGUAUUAACCAGAGUGAAGUAGACUGGCUAGUAAUAAGUCUGGAUAAGGUUGGAUAGGGAGAAUGUUGGGUAGUUCCAGGACCCCAAAAAAGGAAAGGAUUUAUGUUCUGAUGCCUCGUUUUGUUUUGAAUUAUACUGA
Prunus mume (Japanese apricot) is the source of this 5592-nucleotide messenger RNA. The record is from RefSeq and is a predicted model, not a curated record. Lineage: Eukaryota; Viridiplantae; Streptophyta; Magnoliopsida; Rosales; Rosaceae.